CUCAGAAUUUCCCCGAAGCAGCAGCUGCAGCAGCUUCUCCAAGUUGCUGCAGCUAGGGCCCAGUUUACGGAAUUCGGCCAAGCCAUGCUUGUGCUUACACAGCAUGGUCAGGAAGUUUGGAGAAUGAAGCCCUUCAGUCCUGAGGCUUCCUCAGACCCACCCCGUGCCACUGCAGCCCACCUGCUUUACGUCUACACUCUCUUCCUGAGCUUGUUCAACUUGGUCCAAGGCUCCAGAGGUCCCAUGGUACCCAACAAGCCGUUCAUCACUAUUUGGAAUGGGGACACUUCCGACUGCCUGAAGAGUUAUGGAGUGGAUGUGGAUGUCAGUGUGUUUGAUGUGAUUGCCAACAAGGAGCAGAUAUUCCAAGGCCCUAACAUGACUAUUUUCUACAGCUGGCAGCUGGGCACCUACCCCUACUAUACAUCCACCGGGGAACCCAUAUUUGGUGGCCUGCCCCAGAAUGCCAGCCUGGUUACCCACCUCACUCGUGCAUUCCAGGACUUCGAGGCUGCCAUACCUGAACCUGACUUCUCAGGACUGGCAGUCAUUGAUUGGGAGGCAUGGCGCCCACGAUGGGCCUUUAACUGGGACAGCAAGGACAUUUAUCGGCAGCGCUCGAUGGCACUGGUCCAGGCAGAGCACCCUGACUGGCCCAAAACUUCAGUGGAGACUGUAGCCCAGGACCAGUUCCAGGAAGCUGCAGAGGCCUGGAUGGCAGGUACCCUCCAGCUGGGGCAGGUACUGCGUCCACAUGGCCUCUGGGGCUACUAUGGCUUCCCUGACUGCUACAACCAUGACUUUCUAAGUCCCAAUUACACAGGCCAGUGCUCCAUAGAAAUCCGUGACCAGAAUGACAAGCUAGAGUGGUUGUGGAACCAGAGCUCUGCCCUCUAUCCCAGUGUCUACUUGCCCGCAGCACUGAUGGGCACAGGGAAGUCACAGCUGUAUGUUCGACACCGUGUGCAAGAGGCAUUCCGUGUAGCCACAGCUUCCAGAGACCCCCAUGUGCCCAUCCUGCCCUACGUCCAGAUCUUCUAUGAAAUGACGGAUCAUCUUGUGUCCCUGGAGGAGCUGGAACACAGCCUGGGGGAGAGCGCAGCUCAGGGAGCAGCUGGAGUGGUGGUCUGGGUGAGCUCAGAAGAAACAAAAAACAAGGAAUCAUGCCAGGUCAUUAAAGAGUACAUGGACUCCACACUUGGGCCCUUCAUCGUGAACGUGACCGGCGCGGCUCUUCUCUGCAGUGAAGCUCUGUGUUCCAGCCAUGGCCGCUGUACCCGCCGUCCCAGUUAUCCUGAGGCCCUGCUCACCCUCAACCCUGCCAGUUUUUCUAUUCAGCUAACACAUGAUGGCAGGCCCCCAAGCCUCAAGGGUACCCUCUCACUUAAGGAUCAGGCCCAGAUGGCUAUGAAAUUCAAGUGUCGAUGCUACCGUGGAUGGCAUGGAAAGUGGUGUGAGAAGCAGGGUGGUGGCGUUCCGGGCACGGAGGACUUAGAAGGAGGUGCGCCGUCGCCUGCGAAGACUGCUGUGUGUCCUCCGUACUGCUGGGACCAGCGUAGGCAGACCGAGGAAUCGGAGCCAGAGACAGCGAGAUACCGAAACGUGCGCAGGCUGGACGCGGACCAUCCCGGAACUCGGCUUUAACAUAAUUGACCCUGAGAUUCAACCUGACCAAGCUAACCCUGGAUCCUGCACGCCAGCCAGAGCUGUCACUGAGUCCCAGGAUAGCUGAGCUGACCCUGGAUUCCACAUGCCACCCAGA
This is a messenger RNA of Peromyscus eremicus (cactus mouse), 1762 nucleotides long. It is a transcript of the gene Hyal1, whose product is annotated as hyaluronidase 1. The record is from RefSeq and is a predicted model, not a curated record. Gene Ontology annotation, biological process: hyaluronan catabolic process; carbohydrate metabolic process. Gene Ontology annotation, molecular function: hyalurononglucosaminidase activity. The coding region runs from base 85 to 1644 and encodes 519 amino acids. The transcript has 6 exons. Lineage: Eukaryota; Metazoa; Chordata; Mammalia; Rodentia; Cricetidae.